UAUAAAAAAAUUAAUAUUUCCAAUCUUCAUAUGUUGUCCGCCUCCAACCAUCCAAUUUCAAACCCUAAUUUCUCAUAGAGAACAACAAUCAAUCCCAAAAAUGUUGAGACACGCUUCUAAGAGAAUCACAGGGUCAGGAUUAGCCCCGAGACGGUGGUCUUCACCGGCGGCGAACCGGUUUUAUCACGAGAGGGUUGUGAACAAGUAAAUUCUCUAAAUCUUUGAUGUUUGAAGGGAGAAGAGGCCUCCAUGGAAGGGUAAGUGUUCCAGUUAUGUUCUUGCAGAGACGGUAAUGACAGUGCACAAGCCAUCAAUGCACAGACGGUCACCAACUUUGGUGAUAAAAUUUAACCCGGAAUGCAUGAAUAACCCGGAAUUUCGAGUGGUGGUGUUUGUUUUGUCAUCUGGAUUGUCGCAGUUGCACAUGGAAGUUCUCUUUUUUGGUUCUUCACCAAAUUGAAUAUUUUUCAAUAUGGAACCUCAAAACAUAACCAUGUUGAACAAUCUCAAUCCUUUGUCAAACAACUAUACGCUAAAGUUAAAGAUCGUUUCCCUUUGGAGGAAAAUGAUGCAUGGCUGUCCGACUGAAACUUAUCAUGUCGACAUGAUAUGCAUGGAUGAAGAGGGUCACCAGAUUCAGGCUAGCUGUAUGCAUAGGAUUUUGCCAAGUCUUCAGGACCACUUCAAGCUGGAUGAAUGUCUUCUGAUAACCAGACCAUCACUUGCACCCAACAAUUCAACCUACAACUACAUCAAAAAUAAUCAGAAGUUAACUUUCAGUUUUUUCACCCAGAUUCAAAAAAGUCAAGAUUGGAACGGGCCUAAGUAUAACUUUAGUUUUGUGAAUUUCAAGGACGUUGUCCAAAAUCGAAUUGAAGUUAAUACCACUGUUGACUUUAUAGGAUAUGUUGAGGUUUGUUUCAAUCUAGAAGACACCACUAAAAAGGAUGGUACGAAAGGGAAGAGAUUGAAUGUUAAGCUUAAAGAUCUUGAGAACCAGCAGAUUAUUGGUACACUGUGGGAUGAAUUUGCAAUUCGGAUGCAUGCCCACUUCAAUGCUGAAAACCGAGAGAAGUAUGUUGUGAUGGUUGUUCAUUUCGAUAUGUUGUUAAUCUUUAAAAGAGAUUUUUGGCAACUUAUGAUAUAUAAUUUUUGCUUUCUUUCCGUUGACUUUUAACUUUCGUCCUGUUAUAUUAAUGUUACCUGUUGGUUUAUU
Messenger RNA from Helianthus annuus (common sunflower), 1216 nucleotides. RefSeq names its product replication protein A 70 kDa DNA-binding subunit E. The coding region runs from base 473 to 1177 and encodes 234 amino acids. The record is from RefSeq and is a predicted model, not a curated record. NCBI's taxonomy places the organism in Eukaryota, Viridiplantae, Streptophyta, Magnoliopsida, Asterales, Asteraceae. The transcript is spliced from 7 exons.